Molecule: messenger RNA, 822 nt
Organism: Acomys russatus (golden spiny mouse)
Lineage: Eukaryota; Metazoa; Chordata; Mammalia; Rodentia; Muridae
Gene: Helt
Product: helt bHLH transcription factor
Exons: 4
Coding region: 1-732 (243 amino acids)
Biological process (GO): anterior/posterior pattern specification; regulation of neurogenesis; regulation of transcription by RNA polymerase II
Cellular component (GO): nucleus
Molecular function (GO): DNA-binding transcription factor activity, RNA polymerase II-specific; RNA polymerase II cis-regulatory region sequence-specific DNA binding; protein dimerization activity
Source: RefSeq, a predicted model, not a curated record
AUGUCAGACAGACUCAAGGAACGCAAAAGAACCCCGAUUUCUCAUAAAGUAAUAGAAAAGCGGAGGAGAGACCGAAUCAACCGCUGCUUGAACGAGCUGGGCAAGACAGUCCCUAUGGCCCUGGCCAAACAGAGUUCCGGGAAACUGGAGAAGGCGGAGAUCUUGGAGAUGACAGUUCAGUACCUCAGAGCUCUGCAUUCCGCGGAUUUUCCCCGGGGAAGGGAAAAAGCAGAGCUUUUAGCAGAGUUUGCCAACUACUUCCACUAUGGUUACCACGAGUGCAUGAAGAACCUGGUGCAUUACCUCACCACCGUGGAGCGGAUGGAGACCAAAGACACCAAAUACGCGCGCAUCCUCGCCUUUUUGCAGUCCAAGGCCUGCCUGGGCGCGGAGCCCGCCUUCCCGCCGCUCACUCUCUCGGAGCCGGAUUUCUCCUAUCAGCUGCAUCCCGGGGGCUCAGAGUUCGCGGGCCACAGCACGGGCGAAACCACCGUGUUCCCGCAGGGUGCUACCCCAGGGUCAUUUCCUUGGCCCCACAGCGCGGCCCGCAGCCCAGCACUGCCUUACUUGUCCAGCGCGCCGCCGUCAGUACCUCUCCCCAGCCCGGGGCAGCAACAUAGCCCCUUCUUGGCUCAGAUGCAGAGCCUGGACCGGCAUUACCUCAAUCUGAUAGGCCAUACCCAUGCCAACGCCCUCAACCUCCACACGCCCCAGCACCCUCCGGUGCUCUGACACCCACCCACUGCCUAGAUUGCUUUUCGGUUUGCUUGAGACAAAUACUGUAUACGUUGUAUAUGUGUAAAUAGUGUACCAACAAAAGCU